GUCAAAUAACAAAGCAUAUUUCCCAACGUUUCAUUUGCGGGUUUGCAAUUGCAGCUGCAGAGUCGUCUUCAUAAAGCUCACAUCUCUCUCUGACUCGAACUCUCGGUGACCGUUAUUCAAUUCAGCUAGUUACUUCUUCUCGUUUGCCAAUAUGCAGGCCAGUGAUAGGUUCAACAUCAAUUCCCAGCUUGAACAUCUUCAAGCUAAAUAUGUUGGGACCGGACAUGCCGAUAUGAAUAGAUAUGAAUGGGCCGUGAAUAUCCAACGCGAUAGCUACGCAUCCUAUGUUGGCCAUUAUCCACUUCUUGCUUACUUUGCUCUUGCGGAGAAUGAGUCCAUUGGAAGAGAACGCUACAACUUUAUGCAGAAAAUGCUUUUGCCAUGCGGUCCUCCCCCGGAAAGAGAAGACGAUUGAUUACCUCUAUAUUGUCCUAAGAACUUACCUCUUUAUGAUGUACACCCAUCACAGCGCCUCAUUCCCAAUAAAACACUGACAUGUGUAAGGUUUUUACUCAUGGCAUAGUAUUAUUGGAUUGGAACGCCACGUGACAGUAAACUUUUUCCAUGUACGUUGCCCUCCUAUCUAUCCCGUUUGCUGAAAAAAGUGAUCAUAUGUGACUUUGAUUACGUGUACUUGAUCGUUCUUUUCAAUUCAUGAAUCUAAUGCCUUCUUGUGGCCCUUAUCCGUA
Pyrus x bretschneideri (Chinese white pear) is the source of this 689-nucleotide messenger RNA. RefSeq lists its product as uncharacterized. The record is from RefSeq and is a predicted model, not a curated record. Lineage: Eukaryota; Viridiplantae; Streptophyta; Magnoliopsida; Rosales; Rosaceae. Gene Ontology annotation, cellular component: U2 snRNP; precatalytic spliceosome. Bases 152 to 415 code for a protein of 87 amino acids. The transcript has 4 exons. Gene Ontology annotation, biological process: mRNA splicing, via spliceosome.